Messenger RNA from Neofelis nebulosa (Clouded leopard), 2719 nucleotides. It is a transcript of the gene OTP, whose product is annotated as orthopedia homeobox. Gene Ontology annotation, biological process: neuron differentiation; regulation of DNA-templated transcription. NCBI's taxonomy places the organism in Eukaryota, Metazoa, Chordata, Mammalia, Carnivora, Felidae. Gene Ontology annotation, molecular function: DNA-binding transcription factor activity, RNA polymerase II-specific; DNA binding. The transcript is spliced from 3 exons. The record is from RefSeq and is a predicted model, not a curated record. The coding region runs from base 147 to 1124 and encodes 325 amino acids.
CCCUUUUUAACCACAAACCGAAUUUUCUUUCAUUUAGGUGAUCUAUAUAUAUCUAUAUCGUAUAGCUUAUAGCUUAUAUCUAUUUUAAAUAACUUAAAGCCGCUAAAAUUUGGGGGGGAACAGCUUUCGCCCUGGAGCGGUGCGCGAUGCUGUCUCACGCCGACCUCCUGGACGCCAGGCUAGGUAUGAAAGAUGCUGCCGAGCUUCUGGGCCACCGGGAGGCGGUGAAGUGUAGGCUGGGCGUGGGGGGCUCCGAUCCUGGGGGCCAUCCAGGGGACCUAGCGCCCAACUCCGACCCAGUCGAGGGAGCCACUCUGCUGCCCGGGGAGGACAUCACUACAGUGGGCUCUACGCCGGCCUCGCUGGCGGUGAGCGCAAAGGACCCGGACAAACAGCCGGGGCCCCAAGGAGGCCCGAACCCCAGCCAAGCCGGCCAGCAGCAGGGCCAACAGAAGCAGAAGCGCCACCGGACGCGCUUCACCCCGGCGCAGCUCAACGAGUUGGAGAGGAGCUUCGCGAAGACUCACUACCCCGACAUCUUUAUGCGCGAGGAGCUGGCGCUGCGUAUCGGGCUGACGGAAUCCCGAGUGCAGGUCUGGUUCCAGAACCGGCGCGCUAAGUGGAAGAAACGCAAGAAGACCACCAACGUGUUCCGCGCGCCGGGAACUCUGCUGCCCACACCAGGCCUGCCUCAGUUUCCGUCAGCCGCCGCCGCCGCCGCCGCCGCCAUGGGCGACAGCCUGUGCUCUUUCCACGCCAACGACACCCGCUGGGCGGCGGCCGCCAUGCCGGGCGUAUCACAGUUGCCGCUGCCGCCGGCUCUGGGCAGGCAGCAAGCUAUGGCGCAGUCGCUGUCCCAGUGCAGCCUGGCGGCCGGGCCGCCGCCCAACUCCAUGGGCCUGUCCAACAGCCUGGCGGGCUCCAACGGCGCGGGGCUGCAGUCGCACCUCUACCAGCCCGCCUUCCCCGGCAUGGUGCCCGCCUCCCUCCCCGGCCCCAGCAACGUCUCCGGCUCGCCCCAGCUCUGCAGCUCCCCGGACAGCAGCGACGUGUGGCGGGGCACGAGCAUCGCCUCCCUCCGCCGCAAGGCGCUAGAGCACACAGUCUCCAUGAGCUUCACUUAAUGCAGCCGCGCCCCAGCCCGCUCCGCCCCCGGCGCCGCCCCCAGGGCCGCCCCGAGGUCCUUCCGGCGCGCGCCCGGGCCCCCGCUCCCUGCCCGGGUCCCUGCCCCGGCGCCCUGCCCCGUCCCCACCCGGCCUCCGCCACUUCCACUUCUCGUUUUCUUUUCUCCUCUCUCGUUCGUUCUCUGGGGCUCUCCCCAAGCCCCAGCCCGCGAGGCCUCCCCUCCACCUGAUUUCGCCCGCCCCGGUCCCCACUCUCCUCUCAGCUCCUCUUCCCGUCUCCCCCAACUCUUCCCUGGCCCCCUUCUCCAGCACUUCACCCCACCCUUUCCGGCUACCCCCCGCCACCCGGCUCGCAAGUAGCGUGCUCGCGCCCUCCUCCCAGCCUUCCGACUGGCGGCAUUCUCACCUACACCUUCAACACGACGCCUACGACCCCCUCACCCGCCGCCUCCCCUCCAGUCCCUUCUUUACCCCGCACCUCACGCCCCUCCUCCUGCGCCCUGCAAAAAGCAUCCUUCCCGCCAUUUUACUUACCAGGGAGUCGACUCAGGAUCUGAAAUCAGACACCAAUGGACUGGUUUGUGGGCAGAAACACACACACCCGCACUCUCGCUCACUUUCAGACACUACACAUACACGUACACACACGCAUACACAGUGCACCUAGGUCACACACGGACGUGUUCAAGGGACAGCACAAUGUUAGGGAUUUUCGUCUUAAAGGAGGACAAGCAUCUGCUACAACCGCCUCAUCUGAGGGCCCAACUGAUAUAAUUUGAUUUAUCCCUGUAUUCUUUCUCCGAACUCCUCUUUUUCUUUCCUCUCCCACCACCCUGCUCUUGCCCCGUCCGCCCGGUCACAUCCAUGCAGCCCUCUAUUGGCUUGCAAAAGAACACUUUUAUUUUCUCUUACUUUUAUUUUCUUUAGCACAACUGUGUGAGGUUAUAGAAGGGAAGGCUUCUCAGGAGGAAUAUGCCAGUGAGUUGGGUGGCUGGAGUAGACUAAAUCAGUCAGGUGAUGAAGAAGAGGUGAUCUUACCCAUUUUGAUAAGUCUUUAUAAGGAAGAAUAAAAUAAAUGUAAGAAAAUUUUCCUUUUGUAAAAGUAAAAGCCACAUCUCUUUUCUGGAUCCUUCAGGACUGGGGUUUGUUUGCUUCCUUUUCCGUUUCUCUCCUCGCUGCUCUGUGCCCUAGGUUGUUUUGUGGUCGUCCUGUCGUCCCUCGUGCCCCUCGGCCACCGCUCUGGCCCUUGCCGGCUGCCGAUGGGUGCACCCGGACAUCUACAACCCUGCAACUUUGUACAGAGAAACACAAUCAGCUCUUUCUGCAUGUGCUGGUCAAAUCCAAACCCAGAGAACAGAAGCGCUUUCGAAGAAUGAACAAACAUGUGAAAUAGGAUGUUUUGUGUAGAUAAAGCAUUCUUGUUACAUACUGGUCAAUUUGUGAUAUGUUUUAACUUAUUGUCUGUGCUUAUUUAUGGAAUUUGGUUUUCUUAAUAAAUGUUUGAGCUAAUAUAAAGCAUAUUAUUUGACUUUUCCGGACAAGUUUAUAUCAAGUUAAAUGUAAAUGGAUAAAAUAAAAUCAUUUUCAGUAUGUGA